CGCGCUUGCGAUUGUCGCUCGCGUUCGUGCUCACGAGAUGGCCAGUAUCGUGGCGACUGUCCGCAAAAAGAUCCAUGAUAUCUUCGGUGCUGACGCGUUCUAUUGGGCCGAUCGUGCCUAUGUUGUAGACUGGGUAGUGAUGUGUAUGACUUGGCUAAUGGCAUGGUACAUAAAGGAGCUACCUCCAUUCGAGAGGGAGGUUGAUCCGAACGAUCCUGUGAUAAACCACAAACACCAUAAGAACACGAUAAGCGGUGAUCUCAAUAUCAUGGUCGCGGUACUUGUGCCUGCGGCGGUGGUUAUUACCGUCGGCGUACUCAGAGUAUCUGCCAUAGAGAUACACCACGGCCUGCUAAGUUUGCUAGCCGGAAGCGGCUUCAACGAAGUAAUAACGGAAUUAUUGAAGAACAGGGUGGGGAGGCUUCGUCCUGAUUUCUUGACCCGAUGCCGCUGGAGCGAUAGCGCCAGAGCUUGUACUGGUAAAGCUAAGGAUAUCUCGGAGGGCCGACGGUCUUUUCCGUCGGGACAUUCCUCGACAGCAUUCGCUGGAAUGGCGUUCCUGUCGCUAUUCUUGGCCGGCCUGAUGUGCACAUGGUCUUUCGGACAGCCUGCACCUGCUCGGAGCCUUCUCAGCACCAGGCUAGGCCGACUGUGUGUCACAUUGGCCCCUAUUGCAUAUGCGACGUGGGUCGCCGUUUCCCGUCUAGAAGACUAUAGACACCACAAGGAGGAUGUAAUAGUUGGAAGUCUUCUUGGGACAUUUUCCGCUGCGGCUGCCUACCUCGUCUACUGGCCAAAUCCGUUUACGCCUGAUGCAAAACAGACCGUCCGAAAUGUAUCAAGAGCCCGAGUUGUGUAUGGUCAAGACAGUACAAGAACGAUGGAUCGCGAAUACGGAUACGAAUUAGCAGGAGUGGGCGAAGCUGAGCCACCAGUGUAGACGGAACAUGAUACCAGGUACUGCAGGAAAUGCUGUCCAUUCCGAUUUUACUGCCCUAUGAUGUGUCUGCCUUGACGAACAUCCAACCAUCCCCAACCUUCUGCAUCCGACCGCCCGUGCCUCCAGCGUUCCCAUCAUCCUCCGCCGAAAGCUGCUGAGUAUUAUAUGAUUCUUCUUCCUGCCAAUCCGGAUUCUCCUGCGGUAUGCCGUACGCCGAGGGCGUAUCAUCGCCGCCGACCAGUGUCAACGCAUCCGUGUUUUGGUCGAAUCCUCUUCCUCGGCCCCUCGCUCCGUCGCGUCCGUUCCCGUGCCCAUGCCCAUGACCAUGCCCAUAGGAAUCUCCAUAACCUCUCCCCUUCCCUCUACCUCUUCCAUGCCACCCCUCAUUGUGAUCUCCCCAACUCUGUUCCUGCCCACCCCAUUGUCCGCUUUGCUGCAUACUGUAUUGGCCGCCCAUGGGGUACGGGGCACCAUUCAUACUCGCAGUGAGCAUUUGCACAUACUGCCAGAGCUCCUCCUGCGACGGUAAAUAUCCGUUUGUUACAUUCCAGGCCUUUCCCAGCGCUUCCCAUGACACAGGAGCGGACAUAUCGAAAGUGGUCCAAUCGAAUGUGUCGAGUCCGCCGCUUACGCCCGGCUGGGCGGCACUGUCCACGGUAGGGAUGGGAGCCCCAGCAGUCGGGGGCAUAGCCCGGGCGGGGAGACCGCCUGGCGCAGGGUUAGUUGUAGAUAGUGUAGGUAUCGGAGCCGGCUCGGCUGGCGGAGGGGAUAAUUCGGAGGCGUGCUGCUCGGCCUCAGGCGCUGAAGUGGCCGCGUCAGGAGAUGAGGGUCUGAUGUCUCGCCCGAACUCGUCUUUUCCGGCAAUGCCGGCGGCGGCGGGAGGCGAGAGAUGCAUAGGACUGCGUGCGCGAUCGUGCGGCGGGCUGUGUGGCCGGUUUCCGUUCCUGGCCGCAGGGCUGCGUGACCGAUUUUGUGGGUUCCUGCCCUGAGGUGCAUCCCAUCUGUUCUCCCUACUCCUGUUUAGGUGCUGGUCGCGUUCGCCGGGACGCCCGCGACCACGACCUCUGAAGCCGCCUCUGGGGCCGCCCCUGAAGUCGCCUCUGUAGGGCUCGCUUCUGUGAUCACCUCUCGGGUCGUUUCUGUAACCGUCUCUCGGGGGGCCUCUGAAGUCGCCCCUUGGGUCACGACGAUAGUCUCUACCACGCUGCUGCUGCUGAGGGCCGUUUGUGUACUUGUGGUCAUAUUGCGUCUCUCUAGGUGCAGCGAAACCGUUACUUUCAUCUCGAUAAGGAUGGGACUGAGAUGGACCUCCGUACGGAGGUGCUACAGGAACUGCAUUCGCAGGAGCCGCUGACGGCACUAACGAAGGUACUGGAACGGGCUGCGAG
Molecule: messenger RNA, 2328 nt
Organism: Phanerochaete carnosa HHB-10118-sp
Lineage: Eukaryota; Fungi; Basidiomycota; Agaricomycetes; Polyporales; Phanerochaetaceae
Exons: 7
Coding region: 38-940 (300 amino acids)
Biological process (GO): phospholipid metabolic process
Molecular function (GO): phosphatidate phosphatase activity
Source: RefSeq, a predicted model, not a curated record